AUGGACCGUGACAACGUGAUUGAGACCCACCAGUACCUAAGUACGUUGAAGGGCAGUGAAAACACAUCGCAGUUUAAAAUGUUCCAAGAGUUUGUGCACGAACAGACCGGCAAGGAUUUCGUGUCUGGCUUGAAUACGAAGCAGCUUACGCAUUUUGGUCGUCCAGAUUGGGACAAGGUCUUUUCCAAUGCGAAAGCCAACCACCCUGGCGAAGAAGUCGGAGUUUUCUACUGUGGCCCUCACGCGCUGGAAGAGAUUCUAGACAAAAUGUCCCGAAGGUAUUCGUCAUCAGGUCCCGACGGCACUGGCUUUGACUUCGAAAUUCUCAUAAAUUGUACGACCAUUUAUCAUGAGUACACGUUAUGUUCGUGCAGAUUCUAG
Molecule: messenger RNA, 381 nt
Organism: Peronospora farinosa
Lineage: Eukaryota; Oomycota; Peronosporomycetes; Peronosporales; Peronosporaceae
Source: the annotation of a GenBank genome assembly